UCGACCUCAACUUCGUCACUAUCCAGCUUUGCGACAAUAUCAAUCUCCUCCUCGUCCUCGGCUACAAACCACGCAAUAUCGGGUUAAAUCCAUUCAUCGAAGAAGCUGUCAGCAUCUACAGUAAUACCUGCAUACCUUAUACACCAAACGGUAGAAGGAAAAGCUACCGUUACCGAUCAACCAACCAAUCUUAUCAGCCCGACACUUUUAUUUCCGCCAAGAUGAAGCCUGUUGUCUCUGCCCUGAAUGCAUGGAGCUGUAUCGUGGUCUCCGUUUUUGCCAUCGUCAUUCUGUCGAUCAUCGGCAGCUUGUUCAGCCGUGAGCACCAUGCGAUGGUCGGCUCGACGGAAGACCCAGUCGAUGGCAAGGCUGUUGCUGGAUCUAUAUUUGGUGCUGUUGUCAUCUACGGUGUAUUCCUCGUUUUCUGCGGCUUCCAAGCGUUCCUGCACAUGCGAGAAAGUCGGCGGGGCGCAAUCUCGCUUUCGUGAUUAAACUGCAAAGACAGCAUGGGCAGAAGAGGGUGCCUCAAGCAGAUCGACUAUCCACUCUUCUCGACUGCAUAGAACGCCAUGUUUAUCGUUUGUGAAUAUCUUCAGAAUUUCACAACGGCCACGAAUGUUCAUUCUACUCUAGUUGUAGAUUUAUUUUGACAGCAGGAGUUUAGGGGGUUCUCUAGCAUGACUUUUCAACUUUUACUUUUUCUUCUCUUUGAAAGAUCUGAUUAAAUCAUUAAUACCAAGACAGCCAUUUUCAUUUCCUUGCGUGCAAUUCCGCAACAUUCAAUACAGUCAAUGACACGUGAGGG
Xylona heveae TC161 is the source of this 805-nucleotide messenger RNA. RefSeq lists its product as hypothetical. NCBI's taxonomy places the organism in Eukaryota, Fungi, Ascomycota, Xylonomycetes, Xylonales, Xylonaceae. The transcript has 4 exons. The record is from RefSeq and is a predicted model, not a curated record. Bases 222 to 488 code for a protein of 88 amino acids.